Puccinia triticina is the source of this 150-nucleotide messenger RNA. RefSeq lists its product as uncharacterized. The transcript has 2 exons. NCBI's taxonomy places the organism in Eukaryota, Fungi, Basidiomycota, Pucciniomycetes, Pucciniales, Pucciniaceae. The coding region runs from base 1 to 150 and encodes 49 amino acids. The record is from RefSeq and is a predicted model, not a curated record.
AUGACCAAACAUGCCAACCUCCAACACAAUUGUACUGCCGACCUGUUUGAUCUGUUGGGACAAUCAGGAUACACCCUGGUCCGUGUCCAUCAGCUGAUCAAGCACUGGGUGGCAAUCAUUAAGGAUGGAAAGCCCUUGCCCAAGGAGUAA